Molecule: messenger RNA, 573 nt
Organism: Sphaeroforma arctica JP610
Lineage: Eukaryota; Ichthyosporea; Ichthyophonida
Product: 60S ribosomal protein L12
Exons: 4
Coding region: 52-549 (165 amino acids)
Biological process (GO): translation
Cellular component (GO): cytosolic large ribosomal subunit; ribosome
Molecular function (GO): large ribosomal subunit rRNA binding; structural constituent of ribosome
Source: RefSeq, a predicted model, not a curated record
GUUUAAACAAACCGCUCCCUCUUUUUACUAGAGCUUAGAAAAUUAGCAAAUAUGCCUCCUAAGCCCGACCCCAGCGAAAUCAAAUACGUCGUGCUUCGUGCCGUCGGAGGAGAGGUAGCAGCCGCCGCCACACUUGCCCCAAAGAUUGGUCCCCUAGGUCUUUCACCCAAAAAGAUUGGAGAUGAUAUCUGCAAGGCCACUAAGGAUUGGAAGGGUCUUAAGGUGACUGUUGAGCUUGCCAUCCAAAAUCGUCAAGCCACAGUUCGCAUUAUUCCCGCCGCCUCUUCAUUGAUCAUGAGAGCGCUUAAGGAGCCCGUGCGUGACCGCAAAAAGGAAAAGAAUAUCAUCCACGAUGGUGACAUUCCCUUCGAUGAGAUUCUAGAGAUUGCCCGUGCUAUGCGUGAGCGAUCCAUGGCACGUGAGUUAUCUGGAACUGUCAAGGAGAUUCUAGGUACAUGCCAGUCCAUUGGUUGCACAAUUGACGGUGAGGAUCCUCAUGACGUUAUCGACGAGAUUAAGUCUGGUGAGCGCGAGGUACCUGCUAAAUAAAUGAACAGGUCUCUAUAUCGCCAA